Caenorhabditis auriculariae is the source of this 1937-nucleotide messenger RNA. Lineage: Eukaryota; Metazoa; Nematoda; Chromadorea; Rhabditida; Rhabditidae. The record is from the annotation of a GenBank genome assembly.
AUGAAUUUUCUGGCGGUCCUACUUCUGGGACUUUUGCCUGCGGUCUAUGGCUACCAGUGUGAACCAGUGGUGAGUUCGAAACUAAGAAUCAACUACAGAUCCCUUUGUUGAUUUAACUAGUCAGUUUAUGUACCCCUGAACACAUCAAAAAACUGAGCUCCAAGGAAAGAACUCAAGAUAAAAUAGGAAAAAGAAACGCCUAGAAUCAAUUCAUUUUUUCGAAUCUUCAACUUCAGCCACCGGGAAAGCCCGGGGUCUAUCCGGCCCUGCUAGAGCGGUACAUCGUCAUGCCUCAGACGCUUCGUGUCGGCGACACUGUCAUUAUCAACGGCAAAGUCGGCAACGGCAGUGUUCCAUUCAAGUUUCUUUUUAUCAACUUUUUGAAGAAAAGCAAAAAAGUGCUCCGAAGUUUCAUAGUGUUUUACUUCUCGAAAAGUUACAUGUACUGUGCCUUUUAACAGCUUAUGCCGGCGCCUCCUGCUUUUAUACUUGUGACCAAAAUGAAAAAGGUCGGCAUUUCGGCGCCCUUCUUAGAUUAUUUUCUAGCCCUUUAAAAAAUGUCUGAGUUGCUCCAAUUCUUCAAUACAGGCGGUUCACCAUCGACUUCUUCGUCGGAAAAAAUGUAUCUUACUACAACACUGUCAGCACCAUGCACCUGACUGGACAGUACGACUUGAAUCAAACCUUCAUCGGGGAUUAUCAGGUGAGGUUCAGUCAACAGAGAGAAGAACUCAUCCUGUCUCGCUUAAAACCAUUCUACUGUGCAAUUGAUGCCAAGUUUUUUUCAAGCAACAGAAAAGUCGUAUGUAUAGAAAAAGCCUGACUAAAUUACUCUAAAGGGAGUCAAGGAGUUGUAGAAAAACAGUUUGGAACUUCCAUACUUAUCAGCGUGCGUCUAAACUCUCCUUUUGUUCACGACCAACUCUCCCAAGGAUUUUUUUUUAUUGAACUCAAUAACAAUUAUUUCAAUUCGCAAUAAACUGAAUCAGUCUGACACUUCGGUGGUAUGAAAAAAACACCAGCGAAAAAUCAAACGGCGACUUUUCCGAUUUUUUCAUAUCGCUAGGGAACUUUCCGACGGCCACCUUUUCGCCGAAUCCCUUUCCGACUUUUUUUUCUCGAUAAAUUCUUCGUUUUAAAUCUUCCUAUAUAAAGUAGGUAGUUGGUUAAUGAUUAAAACACAAAGACAUAGGAAAAAAAAAGUAAAUAGAUGUCUUAUAAACCAAAAAAUAUAAAGGAAAAAAGUCGGAAAAAAUUUCGUCGGAAAGGUGGCCGUCGGAAAGUUCCCUAGCGAUAUGAAAAAAUCGGAAAAGUCGCCGUUUGAAUUUUCGCUGGUGUUCUUUUCAUACCACCGACACUUCUGGGCCCUCUCGCUCUAUUCAUAAGCCAAAACGUUUCAAGAGAAAGCGAACAGAGUCCUUAUGAUGUCAUAGUAAACGGAGUUUGUCACCGUGAAAUCUGUUAUUAUUCCAGCCCAAUCCCCAACACGCAUUCCGCAGAGACAAGAACUUUACUCUUCUGUUCACCGACGAGCCAACGAGUAUCAAAUUCAAGUUAGUUCGAUUAUAACUCCAAGGGUGAAUUCGAUACUUAAGGGUUGAAGCUGACGGAUACUCAAUUUACAAGGACAACGUUUUCAUCCACAAGUUAAAGUACUUCAAGGAGAACUACAGCACCGUGCAGACGAUUUACAUUCAGAACCUCGACUUCCAAACUGAAUGGUGAAUUUUUUGUUUUCCACCGCUUUUCAAACAAUUUUUGAAGUUACAUCGAUUGCAAAGAAGAAAAAUUCUGCCCAUGCAAGGGACUUGGAGAGCGGACAAUCUAUAUUGGCUAUAGAGUGGUUCGAUACAUUGGUAAGUUCCAAUAUUAUUUCAAUUUUUAAAGGGACUUGCUUUUUUGAAAAAUCAUCAUUUCCAGAUGGAGAAUGCCCCUGA